Anopheles moucheti is the source of this 2347-nucleotide messenger RNA. Its product is annotated as beta-galactosidase. The coding region runs from base 290 to 2173 and encodes 627 amino acids. The record is from RefSeq and is a predicted model, not a curated record. Lineage: Eukaryota; Metazoa; Arthropoda; Insecta; Diptera; Culicidae. The transcript has 8 exons. Gene Ontology annotation, molecular function: beta-galactosidase activity. Gene Ontology annotation, biological process: carbohydrate metabolic process. Gene Ontology annotation, cellular component: vacuole.
GUAGACACGAUCUCGUCGCUCGGUUAAACUCGACGCGCCUAUAUCUAGUCCAUCUUCCAGCAAACUGAAAUAAGAUCCUGUGGGAUGUAAUGUGGGAGGAUUGAGAUUGAAACAGACAAAACAAAAAAGGCCAAUAACAAUUUGCAAUCGCUCCUCAUUUGCCUAUGAGCUAAUUCUGUCCCGAACCGACAGAGCUGUUCGAACGUGCCUGCAGUAUAGUCGUGAUUAACUAUUGGUUCGUGUUCCGCCCGCUUCUUGGCAAUCAAUUCUAAGUGUAGCGAAAAUCAAGAUGAACGUUUAUCUAGUGCUAUUGCCGAUUGCACUCUGUCUUUGCAGUUUGCAAACGAUAGAAGCUGAUCAACCGGUUCGAAAGUUUGACAUCGACUUCCAAAAUGAUACCUUCACGAAAGAUGGCCAACCGUUCCAGUUUAUCUCCGGUUCGUUUCAUUACUUCCGAGCGCUACCGCAAUCAUGGCGUCACAUCUUGCGAUCGAUGAGGGCGGCUGGAUUGAACACAGUAAUGACCUACAUUGAAUGGUCACUAUACGAACCGAUGCCGGGUCAGUACCAAUGGGAAGGCAUCGCCAAUCUGGAGGAAUUCAUCGAGACAGCGAGAAGUGAAAAUCUGUUUGUCAUUCUGCGUCCCGGACCAUACAUCUGUGCGGAACGGGAUAUGGGAGGGUUCCCACACUGGUUGCUCACCAAGUAUCCUACAAUCAAACUGCGAACUUACGACGGAGACUAUUUGAGGGAAGUUCAAACUUGGUACAAUCAGCUCAUGCCACGCAUUGUACCUCAUCUGUACGGCAACGGUGGUCCCGUGAUUAUGGUGUCCGUUGAAAAUGAAUACGGGUCCUUCCAUGCCUGCGACGGGAAAUAUAUGGAGUUCUUGAAAAAUUUAACCGUUCACUUCGUGGAGGAUAAAGCCGUACUGUUUACUAACGAUGGACCGGAGCUUUUAAAGUGUGGCUCCAUCCCCGGAAUUCUACCGACGCUGGAUUUUGGAAUCACCAACAAUCCGAACGCAUUCUGGCAACAAUUGCGCAAGUUUUUGCCCAAAGGACCGCUCGUUAAUGCUGAGUAUUACCCUGGCUGGUUAACACACUGGAUGGAACCAACGGCGCGUGUCGAUGCAGGAAUGGUAGUGAACACGCUGAAGAUCAUGCUCAACCAGAAGGUAAACGUGAACUUUUACAUGUUUUUCGGUGGAACCAAUUUUGGAUUUACUGCCGGGGCAAAUGAUGUUGGACCCGGUAAGUACAGUGCGGAUAUAACGUCCUACGACUACGAUGCACCGUUGGAUGAGGCUGGAGAUCCAACGGCAAAAUAUUUUGCAAUCCGGAAAGUGUUGCUUGAGUACUUUGGUGAUCCUGGUGUGCCAGCACCGGAGAAAUUGCCCAAAAUGACACUUGACACGGUAUGGCUGGAACGGCGUGGAUCAAUGAUAUCGAAACACGGCCGAACAAUGCUGUCGAACCGAAUUGUUGCUGCCGUUCAACCUGUUUCUUUUGAAGCCCUCAAUCAACAUUCUGGUUUUCUGCUGUACGAAACGACGCUACCGGCUGGAUUGAAUCGAGAUCCGUUCACACUGAAGGUGCAACAUCUCCACGAUCGUGCUUAUGUGCAUGUCGAUGGGACAUUCUACGGUAUACUGUCGCGUGAAACCAACGUUGAUACGAUUCCGUUGAGUGUCGGGCUGGGCACAAAGCUUCAGCUCCUGGUAGAAAGUCAGGGUCGCAUUAAUUACAACAUUCCGAACGACUUUAAGGGUAUUUUGGGAUCGGUGACGGUCGAUGCCAAACCCCUAUACAACUGGACUAUCACAUCAUUCCCACUGGACAGCUAUCGCUAUCUCGAGAACUUUUUGUCCCAACAACCCACAGAGAAGGAAGAUCUAGUUGGGGCUGGAGCACAAAUUUACUACGGCACGUUUAUGAUCAAUACCGACACAAUCUAUGAUACCUAUCUGUACCCCAGUGCGUGGGGUAAAGGAUUAGUGUUCGUUAAUGGUUUCAACCUGGGUCGCUAUUGGCCAUUGGCUGGACCUCAAAUAACUCUCUAUGUGCCGAGACAUAUUCUGAAGAAAGGCAACAACCAGCUAGUCAUGAUCGAGUACCAGCAGCACAUCCAGCAUCCGUACGUGCAGUUCAUUGAUAAGCCAAUAUUUACUUAAAGCACAACCUUACUUGUAACGACAGACAGAGUCCUUCCUUACUACAGAGUGGAACAACUAUUAAGUUGCUUCCUCGAACUUUGAGCAAAACAGAUUUUUUCAAAUCUUUGAAAGAAGAUCAAAGGCCACGCUAAACAACGAUCAUUAAUUUGAAUAAAUUUUAUAUUUAAAGUA